AUGAGCAACACUUUGAGUCGAGACUUUGUGGAAAAGGGCGCUUGGAAAGAGGGUUUGUUCGAGGGCAAAGUGGCAUUUGUUACUGGGGGUGCGGGGACCAUUUGUCGCGUGCAAACGGAGGCUCUUGUACUGUUGGGAUGCAAAGCGGCGAUUGUCGGGCGGAACAAGACCAAAACUGAACAAGCGGCUCGAGAAAUAGCCGCACUGGGGCCCAGCGCGGAUUGCGUGUUACCAAUAUCCAAUGUGGACGUCCGAGACAUGGGUCAGAUGGAAGAUGCAGUCCGACAGACGGUGGAAAAGUUUGGCAGGAUCGAUUUUGUGAUCGCGGGAGCAGCGGGCAAUUUUGUCGCGCCGUUCCAUUCGUUGUCUGCCAACGCUUUCAAAUCUGUCGUCUCAAUCGAUCUGUUAGGUAGUUUCAACACUGCAAAAGCGUGCUUCCCAGAGCUGGUCAAGACCAAAGGCGCGAUUUUGUUUGUGAGUGCCACGUUCCACUAUUACGGGGUUCCCUACCAAAGUCACGUCGGAGCCGCCAAAGCGGGUAUCGACGCGCUUUCGAACUCCUUGGCGGUCGAAUUAGGGGUGUUAGGAAUUCGCUGCAACUGUUUGGCUCCGGGCGCAAUAGCGGGCACAGAGGGUAUUUCACGGUUGAGCCAAGAAGAUCCCGAAAAAGCGUACGGGAAACGGGUUCCGCUACAAAGGUUAGGAACGACUACUGACAUUGCCAAUUCCACGGUUUUCCUAUUUUCUCCAGCCGCCAGCUACGUGACAGGCACCGUUCAAGUCGUCGACGGGGGCAUGUGGCACAUCGGGACCCAUUUCAGUCACGAUCUAUAUCCCAAGGGACUUUUACCAGAAAAUUACAACAACAGUGCGAGUGUGAAUGCUAAUUUAUGA
Messenger RNA from Lachancea mirantina, 894 nucleotides. The record is from the annotation of a GenBank genome assembly. NCBI's taxonomy places the organism in Eukaryota, Fungi, Ascomycota, Saccharomycetes, Saccharomycetales, Saccharomycetaceae.